Molecule: messenger RNA, 1348 nt
Organism: Brassica napus (rape)
Lineage: Eukaryota; Viridiplantae; Streptophyta; Magnoliopsida; Brassicales; Brassicaceae
Product: transcription factor TCP7-like
Exons: 1
Coding region: 1-924 (307 amino acids)
Biological process (GO): regulation of circadian rhythm
Cellular component (GO): nucleus
Molecular function (GO): DNA-binding transcription factor activity; sequence-specific DNA binding
Source: RefSeq, a predicted model, not a curated record
AUGUGCUAUUUUAUAAUAAAAAAAUGUUUUAGUAAUAUAUUUCAAGAAAAAAAAACAAAAGGAGAUGAGCUGUUACAAGGACCCACACCACACAUGUGCUCUCUCCUUCCUGUUUCCACCAGCUCCUGCCUCUCAAUCAUUAGCUUCCCUUCCUCUUCCUCCUCUGAAUGUGUUUCAGUGAGUCAUAGACUGCUUAGCUACCAUUCCCUUUUCCUUCUUCUUCCAAGAACCAUGUCUAAUACCACCAACGGAGUUAUGAUCUCAAACGUAGACAUACUCGAACGCCAGAGACAAAAACAACAACAGCAACCAUCAGAGGGAGCUCUUGUUGUGAAGAAAGCUCCAGCGAAAGAUCGACACACCAAAGUAGACGGAAGAGGGAGGAGGAUACGUAUGCCAAUCAUAUGCGCAGCACGUGUGUUCCAGCUAACAAGGGAGCUCGGCCACAAGUCCGACGGACAAACUAUCGAAUGGCUCCUCCGUCAAGCUGAGCCUUCCAUCAUAGCCGCAACGGGAACCGGCACGACCCCGGCGAGCUUCUCCACCACCUCAACAUGCACUUUCUCCUCGUCUUCUCUAGAUCAUAAACCUUUACUAGGUUCCUCACCGUUUAUACUUGGAAAACGCGUGAGAGAGGGUUCCGGAGGUGCUAUACCAGCUGGGUUUUGGUCUGUUCCGGCGAGGCCAGAGUUCGGACAAGUUUUGAGCUUUGCCGCCGGAGCUCCACAUGAGAUGUUCUUGCAACAACAUCAACAACAAGAAGCAGCUGCCCUUUUUGUUCACCAGCAGCGACAGCAACAAGGUGCAAUAGGUGAAGCUUCGGCAGCUAGAGUCGGUAAUUAUCUUCCGGGUCAUCUUAACUUGCUUGCUUCUUUAUCUGGUGGAGUUCCCGGGUCGGGUCGGAGAGAGGAUGGCCCACGUUGAAGUUGAGCUCCUUUUUAGUUUGGGAUAUGUGUGUGUUGUAGUAUUUAGAAAUUGAUUGAUUGAUCCCAUGGGCUAUGUGAGAGUAUCGUUAGUGUUUUAGCUAAACUAGGGUUAGGUUUAAUUAAGAACCUUAUCUUAAAGAUUUGUUUCAUGCAGUUUUUUUUUUUUUUUGUGGAAGAUCAAGAUUUACUUAGUACAUCAUUUAGGGCAAUUAAGAAACCGUGGAGGUUUUGCCCUUUUGUCUGUUUUUUUCCGGUGAAGCAGAGCCGUCGUCAAAGUAAUAUUAUUAUAAAUUUAUUUAUAUUGUUUCUUGUUGUUGUUUCUGAUAGUGUAAUGUGUUACAACUUACAACAAUUGAUUGUGGUGCGUAAGCUGAUCGAUUACCACGUUUGUUUUUUAAUAAAAUGUUACAGGCUUCUACGUA